This is a messenger RNA of Drosophila navojoa, 1563 nucleotides long. It is a transcript of the gene Cyp6a16, whose product is annotated as Cytochrome P450 6a16. The record is from RefSeq and is a predicted model, not a curated record. NCBI's taxonomy places the organism in Eukaryota, Metazoa, Arthropoda, Insecta, Diptera, Drosophilidae. Gene Ontology annotation, molecular function: oxidoreductase activity, acting on paired donors, with incorporation or reduction of molecular oxygen; monooxygenase activity; heme binding.
AUGGGAUUCGUGCUAAUUGUCUUCUCGUUGGUGCUCACGUGGCUGUUCGGCUACCUGAGGCAUUGCUACACCUACUGGGAGCAGCGUGGAGUGCCACAGGUGCGCACCCACUUCUUCUUUGGCAACUUCUUCAAGCUAAAGUCCAUACACCACAGCGAGCUACUGCAGGAGACCUACGAUGCCUUCAAGGGCAAAUCCAAGGUGGCCGGCACGUAUGUCUACACACGUCCGCUUGCAGUGGUCACGGAUCUGGAUCUGGCGAAGACCAUACUCAUCAAGGACUUCAACAAGUUCGUGGACCGCAUGGAUGCGCCAUUCAACUUGGAAAAGAAUCCGCUGGCAGGUCAUCUAUUCAAUCUGCACGGCGAGCAGUGGCGAGCGCUGCGAACGAAGCUCUCGCCCACCUUUACGAGCGGAAAGAUCAAGUACAUGUUCAGCACGAUCACGAGCGUCGCCCAGCAGCUGGACGAGACCUGCCGGCAGGAGGUGGCCGAGAGCGCGAGCAGGGGCCACAUCUUGGAGCUGCACGAUCUGCUGGGUCGCUACACAGUCGAUGUCAUUGGCAACUGCGCCUUCGGCAUCGAGUGCAACAGCCUCAAGAAUCCGAAGGCCGAGUUCAGGGAGGUGGCACGCCAACUCUUCACUGGCCACAAUCGCAAUGUGCGCUGGAGUCUCUUCAAGCGGACCUAUGCGAGAUUUCUGGAAAAAAUGCCGAUCAGACCUCGACAUCCGCACGAGGACUUCGUCAGCUUCUUUCUGCGUCUGGUGCGCGACACAGUCGAGGUGCGAGAGCGUGAGCAUAUCAAGCGAAACGACUUCAUGGAUCUGCUACUCGGUCUGCGCAAGACGGACGAGAAGAACGGCCUGACCGUGGAUCAGCUGGCCGCCCAGGUGUUCGUCUUCUUUGUCGCCGGCUUCGAGACGAGCUCCAGCAACAUGAGCUAUGCCCUCUACGAGCUGGCCAAAAACCCCAACAUCCAAUCCCAACUGAGAGCCGAAAUCCAAAGCGUACUCCAAAAACACGGCAAACUCACCUACGAAGCUAUGAUGGAGAUGUCAUACUUGGACCAUGUUGUCAACGAGACUCUCCGCAAAUAUCCGGCGCUGGCGUCUCUCACCCGUGUUCCCUCCGAGGACUACAAAGUGCCCGGCGAUGAGGCGAAUAUAGUGCUGGAGCGUGGCGUGAGCGUGCAUAUACCGGUGCGUGCUAUACACUACGAUCCGGAGUACUAUCCGGAGCCGCACGAGUUCCGUCCGGAACGCUUCGAGGUGGCCGCGCUGCAGCAGCGCCACCCCAUGGCCUUCCUUGGCUUCGGCGAUGGUCCGCGCAAUUGCAUUGGCCUGCGCUUCGGACGCAUGCAGGUGAAGGUGGGGCUCAUAACACUGCUCAGCUCCUACCGCUUCCUGCUGCCCGCCGAUGGCUCCAGCAAGCUGAUCAUUGGCAACAAGAACUUUUUACUGAUACCCGACCAGGGUAUCAGGCUGCGUGUGGAGCCACUUGCUGUCUAGCCGCUUAGUAUUACAAGUCGCGACGAGUCUCAAUAAAGCGAUUAUCAAUAAACA